Messenger RNA from Pseudoliparis swirei, 756 nucleotides. RefSeq names its product guanidinoacetate N-methyltransferase (gene gamt). Bases 129 to 665 code for a protein of 178 amino acids. Gene Ontology annotation, molecular function: guanidinoacetate N-methyltransferase activity. The transcript has 3 exons. Gene Ontology annotation, cellular component: cytoplasm; nucleus. NCBI's taxonomy places the organism in Eukaryota, Metazoa, Chordata, Actinopteri, Perciformes, Liparidae. Gene Ontology annotation, biological process: creatine biosynthetic process. The record is from RefSeq and is a predicted model, not a curated record.
CCCUUUGACACGUAGUGGAAAUUCCGCCUCGCCAGCACUUAUGAGCCCGAUAUAAACCGCCUCCUGCCGCCUUUCUCUCUUCUGUAAGGAGACUCAACAACCACCACCGCCUCCCCGUCAACAACAACAUGAGCUCCGCCGCAGCGCCCAUCUUCAGCAAGGGAGAGGACUGCAAGACCUCCUGGCACGACGCUAGCGCCGGCUACGAUGAGACCGACACUCACCUGGAGAUCAUGGGCAAGCCCGUGAUGGAGCGCUGGGAGACCCCGUACAUGCAUUCCCUGUCGACCGUCGCAGCCUCAAAAGGCGGUCGCGUCCUGGAGAUCGGCUUCGGCAUGGCCAUUGCCGCCACCAAGCUGGAGUCCUACCCCAUCGAGGAGCACUGGAUCAUCGAGUGCAACGACGGCGUCUUCGCCCGCCUGGAGGAAUGGGCCAAGUCUCAGCCCCACAAGGUCUUAUCUCCGCCUGUCAAUCAUCGCCGCGAUAGCUUCAAGGUCACGGCGCUGUGUGUUAAUGAUCUGCAGGAGACCCAGGUGCCCAGUCUGCUGCAGGCCGGCUUCAAGAAGGACAAGAUCAGCAGCACCACCAUGGACAUUGCACCGCCCGCCGAGUGCAAAUACUACGCCUUCAAUAAGAUGAUCACGCCGACCAUCGUCAAGGACUGAAGGCCAACGCUUUGGUUCUUCUUUUUCCACAAUGUGCCUUCAAGACUGCUGACCGCCGUCUGACGUUCAAUAAACACGACUCAGACCCCCA